AUGCUGUACCUCGUGGGUCUCGGCCUGGCGGAUGAGAAGGACAUUACUGUCAAGGGUUUGGACAUUGUGAAGAAAGCCGAGCGCGUCUAUCUCGAGGCAUAUACGGCGGUACUGCUGGUGGAGAAGGAUGUGCUUGAAGCAUUCUAUGGCCGCGAAGUCAUCAUUGCGGAUCGUGAAAUGGUCGAGUCUUCGAGCGACGAUAUCCUCAAGGACGCCGACAAGCUCGAUGUCGCAUUCCUCGUAGUAGGGGACCCAUUCGGCGCGACUACGCACACUGACCUUGUCCUCCGUGCCCGCGAGCUCUCUAUUCCCACCCGUUCGAUUCCCAACGCCAGCAUUCUCACUUCCAUUGGCACCACUGGCCUACAACUCUACAACUUCGGACAAACCGUAUCCAUGGUCUUUUUCCUCGAUAACUGGAAGCCCGCCUCCUUCUACGAUCGCAUAAAAGAGAAUGUCUCCAUCGGCUUGCACACGCUUGUGCUCCUAGAUAUCAAGGUCAAGGAGCAGAGUCUGGAGAACAUGGCCAGAGGACGCAAGAUCUAUGAGCCACCGCGGUACAUGACAGUCGCACAGUGCGCGCAGCAGAUGCUGGAAAUUGAAGAGGAUGUGAAGAAGGAAGGUGCAUACACAAAAGACAGUCUGGCUGUUGGUGUUGCAAGAGUAGGAGCAGAAGACCAGCAGAUCGUUGCAGGAACACUAGAACAGCUUUGUGAAGCGGAUCUAGGCAAGCCGCUGCAUAGUCUGGUGCUGCUGGGAAAACGUACGCAUGACCUUGAGAGGGAUUUCCUCGAGGAGUUUGCUGUGGAUAAGGAGAAGUUCAAGGAGAUUUGGAAGAGGGAUUAUGAGGGAAAGGCGUAA
Bipolaris zeicola 26-R-13 is the source of this 861-nucleotide messenger RNA. RefSeq lists its product as uncharacterized. The record is from RefSeq and is a predicted model, not a curated record. Gene Ontology annotation, biological process: protein histidyl modification to diphthamide. The transcript has 3 exons. Bases 1 to 861 code for a protein of 286 amino acids. Gene Ontology annotation, molecular function: diphthine synthase activity. Lineage: Eukaryota; Fungi; Ascomycota; Dothideomycetes; Pleosporales; Pleosporaceae.